CUGCCCGGGCCCUAGGGUGUGAUGGGAGAUGGACGAGGCCUUGUGAGACGGACGAGGCCUUGUGUCCCGGGACCAACGAGGGAGUGCUUGAGCGCUUGUAUUCCCUCCCUCGAUCCUGGGGGUCUAAGGGCUCGACAAUGAUAGGAAAAGAAACAUCAUUAGGAGGGGCCGUGAAGGAAAACCUGGCUUUGCAGGAAGACAGUUUCCACCCGGCCCUGCUCUGGCAAGCUUGACGCAGUCUAGGCCCAAGCCGGUCACUACCGUCGCUGCCUCAUCUUUCUCAACUAUGAAUAUGGCGUCUGGACAAGUGGAUAACAUGUAAAGAAACUCCUUCCAAGGAUCCAACUGUAUCGAGUGAGUGUAUAGCCUCAUCUGAAUACAAGGAAAAAUGUUUUCUGCCACAGAACAUUAAUCCAGACCUGACACUCUCCUUCUGUGUAAAGAGCCGCUCCAGGAGGUGUGUAAAUGGACCCCUACAGGAAGCUGCUCGGAGGCGGCUCUGGGCACUGGAGAAUGAGGACCAGGAGGUGCGCAUGCUGUUUAAGGACCUCUCAGCAAGGUUGGUCAGUAUCCAGUCUCAGAGGGCCCAGUUUCUCAUCACCUUCAAGACCAUGGAGGAAAUCUGGAAGUUCUCCACCUACCUUAAUUUAGGCUACGUAUCCAUGUGUCUAGAACAUCUCCUCUUUGACCACAAGUACUGGCUCAACUGCAUAUUGGUGGAGGAUACAGAGAUCCAAGUGUCUGUAGAUGAUAAACACCUGGAAACAAUAUACCUGGGACUCCUGAUACAGGAAGGCCACUUCUUCUGCAGAGCCCUGUGCUCCGUGACUCCACCAGCCGAGAAGGAAGGGGAAUGCUUGACACUUUGCAAGAAUGAGUUAAUCUCGGUGAAGAUGGCAGAAGCUGGGUCCGAGUUGGAAGGCGUGUCUUUGGUGACAGGUCAGCGGGGCCUGGUACUGGUGUCAGCCUUGGAGCCUCUGCCUCUCCCUUUCCACCAGUGGUUCCUAAAGAAUUAUCCAGGAAGCUGUGGCCUCUCCAGGAAGAGGGAUUGGACAGGCUCCUAUCAGAUUGGCAGAGGACGCUGUAAGGCCUUGAAGGGUUAUGAGCCAGGAGAAAAGGAUGAACUGAAUUUCUACCAGGGAGAAAGCAUUGAGAUCAUCGGCUUUGUCAUACCUGGGCUUCAGUGGUUCAUUGGAAAGUCGACGAGUUCAGGACAAGUGGGCUUUGUCCCCACCAGGAACAUAGAUCCUGAUUCUUAUUCCCCAAUGAGCAGGAACUCUGCCUUUCUCAGUGAUGAGGAGAGAUGCUCCCUGUUGGCCCUGGGAAGUGAUAAGCAGACUGAGUGUUCCAGCUUCCUCCACACUCUUGCUCGCACUGACAUCACAUCUGUCUACCGGCUCAGUGGGUUUGAAUCCAUCCAGAAUCCUCCAAAUGAUCUGAGUGCAUCCCAGCCUGAAGGCUUCAAGGAGGUCAGGCCUGGCAGAGCCUGGGAGGAGCAUCAGGCCGUGGGGUCCAGACAGUCCAGCAGCUCUGAGGACUCCAGCCUGGAGGAGGAGCUCCUCUCGGCCACCUCAGACAGCUAUCGCCUGCCGGAGCCUGAUGACCUUGAUGACCCGGAACUGCUCAUGGACCUAAGCACUGGUCAGGAGGAGGAGGCUGAGAACUUCGCCCCCAUAUUGGCUUUUCUGGAUCAUGAGGGUUAUGCUGACCACUUUAAGAGUCUCUAUGACUUCUCCUUCUCUUUCCUCACUUCUUCCUUUUAUAGCUUCUCUGAGGAGGAUGAGUUUGUGGCCUACCUGGAGGCAUCAAGAAAGUGGGCCAAGAAGAGCCACAUGACCUGGGCCCAUGCCCGGCUCUGCUUCCUCCUGGGCCGGCUGAGCAUCAGGAAGGUCAAACUCUCUCAGGCCAGGGUGUACUUCGAGGAGGCCAUCCACAUUCUCAAUGGAGCAUUUGAGGACCUAUCCUUGGUGGCCACUCUGUACAUCAAUUUGGCUGCCAUCUACCUGAAACAGAGGCUGAGACAUAAAGGCUCCGCCCUGUUGGAAAAGGCAGGUGCCCUGCUGGCCUGCCUGCCUGACCAUGAGUCUAGUGCCAAGCAUGAACUCGACGUGGUGGCCUACGUCCUGCGCCAGGGGAUUGUGGUGGGCAGCAGCCCGCUGGAGGCCAGGGCCUGCUUUCUGGCCAUCCGCUUGCUCCUGAGCCUAGGCCGGCAUGAGGAGGUCCUGCCCUUUGCCGAGCGCCUGCAGCUCCUCUCUGGACACCCUCCUGCCUCUGAGGCUGUGGCCAGUGUUUUGAGUUUUCUGUAUGACAAGAAAUAUCUUCCACACCUUGCAGUGGCCUCUGUCCAGCAACAUGGUAUCCAGAGUGCCCAAGGGAUGUCUCUUCCUAUUUGGCAGGUCCACCUUGUCCUCCAGAACACAACCAAGCUCCUUGGCUUUCCUUCCCCAGGCUGGGGUGAAGUUUCUGCCUUGGCCUGCCCAAUGCUCAGACAGGCCCUGGCUGCCUGUGAGGAACUAGCAGACCGGAGCACCCAGAGGGCCCUGUGUCUCAUCCUUUCCAAAGUAUACCUCGAGCACAGGUCUCCUGACGGUGCCAUCCACUACCUGAGCCAGGCCUUGGUGCUAGGGCAGCUGCUGGGUGAGCAGGAAUCCUUUGAGUCUUCUCUCUGCCUGGCAUGGGCCUAUCUCUUAGCCAGCCAGGCCAAGAAGGCUUUGGAUGUGCUUGAGCCACUGCUAUGCUCCCUGAAGGAGACAGAGAGUCUCACUCAAAGGGGAGUUGUCUAUAACCUCCUGGGACUUGCACUCCAAGGUGAAGGCCGGGUGAACAGGGCAGCCAAGAGCUAUCUUCGGGCCUUGAACAGAGCCCAGGAGGUGGGAGAUGUGCAUAACCAGGCAGUGGCUAUGGCCAAUCUUGGCCACCUGAGCCUUAAGUCCUGGGCUCAGCAUCCAGCCAGAAACUAUCUCCUGCAGGCUGUACGACUCUAUUGUGAACUUCAGGCCAGUAAGGAGACAGACAUGGAAUUAGUACAGGUGUUUCUCUGGUUGGCCCAAGUUCUGGUGUCUGGACACCAGCUGACCCAUGGCCUUCUUUGUUAUGAAAUGGCAUUGCUGUUUGGCUUAAGGCAUCGACAUCUAAAGAGUCAGCUUCAGGCCACCAAAUCCCUCUGCCAUUUCUACAGCUCUGUGUCCCCAAACCCUGAGGCAUGCAUCACCUACCAUGAGCACUGGCUGGCCCUGGCUCAGCAACUCAGGGACCGGGAGAUGGAAGGGAGGCUGCUGGAGUCCCUGGGGCAGCUUUAUCGGAACCUAAAUACCGCCAGGUCCCUCAGGAGGUCACUCACAUGCAUCAAGGAGAGCCUGCGUAUCUUCAUUGACCUGGGGGAGACAGACAAGGCUGCUGAGGCCUGGCUUGGGGCGGGGCGACUCCACUACCUCAUGCAGGAAGACGAGCUGGUGGAGCUGUGCCUGCAGGCAGCCAUCCAGACAGCCCUGAAGUCAGAGGAGCCUUUGCUGGCUCUCAAACUUUAUGAAGAAGCAGGUGAUGUGUUCUUCAAUGGGACCCGCCACAGGCAUCAUGCAGUGGAGUACUACCGAGCUGGAGCUGUUCCUUUAGCAAGGAGGUUGAAGGUGGUGAGAACUGAGCUCCGGAUUUUCAACAAGCUGACAGAGCUGCAGAUUAGCCUCGAAGGCUAUGAGAAGGCUUUGGAAUUUGCCACCCUGGCCGCCAGGCUCAGCACAGUCACAGGAGAUCGGAGGCAGGAGCUGGUGGCCUUUCACCGCCUGGCUACAGUGUACUACUCCCUGCACAUGUAUGAGAUGGCUGAGGACUGCUACCUGAAGACCCUGUCCCUCUGUCCACCCUGGCUGCAGAGUCCCAAGGAGGCCCUGUACUAUGCCAAGGUGUAUUAUCGCCUGGGCAGACUCACCUUCUGCCAGCUGAAGGAUGCCCAUGAUGCCACUGAGUACUUCCUUCUGGCCCUGGCAGCAGCGGUCCUGCUGGGUGAUGAGGAGCUUCAGGACACCAUUAGGAGCAGGCUGGACAACAUCUGCCAGAGCCCCCUGUGGCACAGCAGGCCCUCCGGGUGCUCCUCAGAGAGGGCGCGGUGGCUGAGUGGUGGUGGCCUGGCCCUCUGAGGAAAGCUGUCCUGUCUCUGGACAUUUGGCAUGGCCAGACUCUGACCCCACUGCCCUAGGCUCUUAAAUACUCAUUGGGAGGGUCCGAGUCAUUACCUGGCCUAGCCCCCUCAUUUCACAAGAAGAAGAAUGAAGUCCAGGAGGAGAAGGGCUCAUUGCAGGCCACAGAAAGAUUUGAUGGUGCAGCGAUGAGAAUUCCUGGUUCCAGGCUUUGCAUCUGGAGCCUUUACCGGUUGACUGUUGCCUUCCACACAAACAGCCUCUGAAAAGCACUUUCUCCAUACAUAGUUCUGGAGAAGAUGAGGAAUCUUGCCCUCCAGGAGCCUUCCUUCCUCCCCCAGUGAGGAAAUCAGUCACUGCACUGGUGCAAAGGCAAGCAGAUUGGAAUUUGUGCUCUUCACCGAUUUUCUCAGGGAAAGACCCCUUCCCCUUGCCAGCAGAGGAACCUGUAGUUUUUUCCAUUUCUUUCUUCAGAACCAAAGUAUGUAUCACUCCUCAUGCUCACAGGGAUUGACAGGAGAGAAUUCACCAGGAUCUUAGCUCAAAAGACACAGCCUCAGAAUGGCCAGAUGGAUUGCACGAAACCUGACUUGGAUUCACCAUCUUCCUCCUGCCAUAAGGCUAUGCUCCCACAUAACCUCCCAGAAGCUCCAGGGAAGCUUUCCAAGAGCGAAGGCUUGGAAAUUGAAUGUUAAGAAAAUUAUGACAUAAAUUACAUAUAAAUAGUGUAUAUGAUUAAAUAUUGUCCAGUUACAUUUACACACACAUUUUGUCUCAUCCACAAUGGGGGCAGAUGAGAUGGAGGACUUGAAGGAUGGGAGAGAAUACCAAUACAUGUCUUUUUUUUUUUUUUUUUGAGACAGUUUCUCCUCUGUUGCCCAGGCUGAAGUUCAGUGGUACAGUCAGGGCUUCCUGCAACCUCAGACUCUGGGGCUCAAGUGAUCCUCCAGUGUCAACCUCCUGAGUAGCUGGAACUACAGGCAUGUGCCAUACCCAACUACAAGGCAUCUUAUUGAUUUCAGGGCAGCUGCUUUACAAAGCAUCUCUAUUAAUAACAUCACUGCAUAGCACACUGAGUGGCCUAAAACACUUAUAAUCUCAUGGUUUCUGAAGGGCAGGAAUCCAAGCAUGACUUAGCUGAGCCCACUGGCUUAGGGUGGUUCACAGGCUGCAGUCAGCUGGGGCUGCAGUUAUCUCAACUUCAACUAGAGAAGGAUGGGCUUCCAAGCUCACCCACACAGUUGUUGUUAGGAGUCAGUUUUUUGCUAGCUGUUGGCCAGAGGCUUCCUGCAGCCACUUGCCACGUGGGCCUCUCCACAGGGCAGUCACAACAUGGCACCAUGCUUCACUAGAGGGAGCAAACAAGAGGAGCAAGAACCAGAGUGAGCAGGAGAAAAGGGAGUGACUCUUUCUAUAACCUGAUCACAGAAGUGACAUCUCCUUAGUCUUGCCUAUUCAAUUCAUAAUAAAUGAGUCACUAGGUCUAGCUCCCACAAGAGGGGAGUGUUUACCAACAGCUUGAAUACCAGAUGGUGAGGAAUCAUUGGGGAUCAUUUCAGAAGUGACCUACCACAGUAUCUGAGUUCUUUGAUAAUGAAAUUGGGAAUUCUCUAAUUUCAGCAAACUGAAAAUAUGGUCCACUAACCAGCAGCAUCAGCAUCACCUGUGAGAUUGUUUGAAAUGAAAAUCUGAGGCCCCACCUAUGAUCUCUGAAUCAGAAUCUCUGGAUCCCAGAACGCUGACUCGUCCAAGCUUUCCUGGUGAUUUUAAUGCACCCUAAAGUAUGGGAAGCACCACUGCAGGGCAAGAGCCCUCAGAUAGUGUGCAAAACUAUUACCUGGUGAGGUUGUGGAACAUGAACUUCUUGGUUUCUAUCUCUAAUAAUUCUGAUUCAGUAGAUCUGGGAUGUAUCCCAGGAACAUGCAUUUUUAGAAAGCAACUCAAGCAAGUCUGAUGCAGGUGGUUCACCCUUGCUCCUUCUGUGAACCACAAGGAUACUAGCCAUAAUUCCCUGCAUCUGAUGCCCAUCAGCUUAGCUUUUAUUAUCAGACCAUCUGCCCUUAAUUUCUAGCUUCUUGGGCUGACCAGAUGAUUGGUUGUAUGAAAGGGUGAGAUGGGAGUGGUGAGUUGAGCCGCCAUUGCAUCUUCUAGUCAUCAAGGUUGUCUACUAAUUGGCACAUAUUUUCUCUUAGAGAUGUGGUUGGUUGUCAAAAGGCUGUCUACUCUAGAGAGUAUUCUCCAGGAAGGAGAAGCUUCCAGUUGUCUAAUUAGUAAAGUUAUCUAAUCUACUACCAUGGAGAAUAGAUGUGGUUUUGCCCCCACCACAAGCUGUAAAAGCCCCAAGCUGGGAGGGACGUUGCGGUUGAGGCUAUUCAGUCUAAUCUCCCGUGCAUAGUCCUUUCAACAACAUUCCUGGGAGACAGUCAGGGGCACACACAUUCCAGAACAGUUACAUAUCGUGUAUUUGAAGAAGGCUCACACAGCCCUGGAAACCAUGCCACUGGCCAUUCCCCAUCUGACUCAGGUUACAGAUCCCCUCCCUUUUCCCACUGACCACUCACUCUCCUCUGGCCAGAUUUGUUUCUGCUUCUCUGAAAGAGCAGUUCCCAUAACUGCAUGAGGCUUUUGAUAUUGGCCGGUGGGUGAAGAGUACAGAGGGAUGUUACUAUACUUAAUUUGAUUCUUCCUCUCCCCAGCAGCCACAUCUGUCCUUGGCUUCCAUUGAGCUUUAUAAUCAAUUGAAACUUCUGUGUCUUCUGACUUGAACUUCUGUUUGGACAGAUCUUUCUCAAUUGCUGCAAAUAUGCAUAUGCAUUUGCAUAUGCAUACACAUACACACACAUACGUGAAGAGCGUUGUUUCUAUCCAUGUUACAUCUCAUUGGAAAUUUUAGCUAAAAUUUCCCAAUUCUGUGCUCUUUGAUUUACCUCUAAAUCUGAUGAAUUUACCCAUAACCAGGUCAGUUAUAAAAAUGUUUAGCAUGUUUCCAAAGACAAGGGUAAGACUAUUUUUUUAAAAUAAGAAAAACAUUGUGCUAUAUAAUUGCAAUUACUACAUUCUAUAUGUAAAUCACUUGCUAAAACUCUUUUAAAAAGUGUUUAAAAUUUUCAUUUUUGAAAUGUGGGCAAACUAUUCCCUUUGGAAACAUGUUGAUGCUGUCUUUUUUUCAUGAUCCACAGAGAGUAAAGUGGUGAUUGGAUCUGGUCUCUACUUAAACAUUUAAAAAAAUAAGUGUAUCAUAGCCAAACAUGAUGUAGUUACCCUCUUUAUUCUAAUUGUUCCCUCAAAUCUUAUAUGGGCUGUGUGACUGCUGGCUCCUUACAUCUAAUCUAAAUAAAGAACAAGGAGGGCAUUGCAACAUUGUGGAAAACCCUGUAACAUGUUUUCUCAGCUUUCAGGUAUACUAGUUCCCUGUCCAACAGUAUUAACAUUCUGAAAUCCAAUAUUGCUUUUGUCCUUUUCUUAUUUGCUUUUCCAUUAUUUUAAGAUGCCUUUAUAUUGUGCAUGUGUAUAUAUAUGUAUGUGUGUGUGUGUGUUCAUUUUCUUCCUCUUUGUAAAUAUAAUGCACCUCAUUUGGCAGAAGUUUAUUUGGGGAAGGGAAUAUGCAGGAAUGGAGGGUGUUAGGAUGGGGGAUCAGGAAGCCUAUCACUAAAGGGAACCUGUAUUUUGGUCUUGAUUUUGAUAUUAAAUUGCAGUGUGACCUUGGGCAAGUCACUUAACCUCUACACAUCUCAGAUAUUUGUCCUCUGAUAAAAGAACCUCACCUCUGGGUUUUUCAGCAGUGCUAUUUUUAUACUGUAUGAAUAGGAUGAGAAAUAGUAUUGGAGAGAUGAAAUAAUAUAUUUUUAUAGCCCAAUUAUAUUAUCUUCUUUUUACAGGUGAGUAAACUGAGGAACAGAAGGGUAACUUUCUCCCAGACACAUUGGUAGUUAGUGGCAAAGACAGUGGUACUUGAGGCGGGGGUCUCAUGACUCAAGGACUUAGUUGCACAAAUGACAGGAUUUCUGCUGUUCAGGGCUUCCUUCACAGUUGUGUGUGUAUAUGUACACGUGUGUGUAUGUAUGCAUGCAUUUAUCACGAUAUGCACCAAAGAGCCUUUACAAAACAUUUUCUAAAUUGAUUUACUUCUUUUACUCAUAUUAACUUAUUUUUAUAAGGGAUGACUAGUCUAUAUAGAAGAAAAACUUGUAUUGUUUUCCAUAAACAGAAUUAUGUAAAUAAUGGCAAAUACAAUGAAAAUAAAAUAAUGCAUUAACUUCAAGCUAGGUCCUGUUGCUCAUUGCAAGCACCCAGCCUAGGCCUUAUCUGGCAUUGUUUGAAAACAGAGAGAUUAAUAAGUGGCAGAGAGUGUAGAUGACAGACUAGCAACAACCACUUUUUCCUUGCACACUCAGAGAAAUGGAGUAAGCAGGGAAGAGGACUGAGCUCCUUCUGAGGAGGGUCAGUGUCAUUCAAUGCCAGGUUUGGGCACACAUUUUGGGGAAGUGGGGAUUCAGCUGGGUGACAGGAAAGGGGCAAAUGAUAUAUUAUGUAAUAUGAUUCAGUAUCAGAAGCAUUGUGAUUGGUGUUAGUUACAGGAUGUUACAGGCACUGAGGGGAAGGGAUUUUACCCAGACAGGGUUACGGGCAUCAGGAAGGGCUUUCUGGAGGACGUGAUAUCCAAACUGAGUUCUGAAAGGGACACUUACUUAAUUCUAACUGCAGACCAGCAGGUUGGUAUUGACAGACAGUGCAUGUGUCAAGCAAAGGUCCAGAGGGUGGACAGGGGGUGAUGUUUUCUGAGAACAGGUCACUCUGAGUGCAGUGAGGCUGGAGCAGAUUCAGGGAAGCAAAGAGGGUUUGGAUUCUACCUGGAGGUUGAGGGGAAGGUAUAGAAGGAUUAUAAGCAGUUGAAAAAAACAUGGUCAGAUUUGUGCUUUGGAAAGAUGAUUCUAGAAGCAGCAUGAGACUAGAUUAGGGCAGCAGUGGAGAAGGUAGAAAACACAUUAGGACUUGGCUAUUGCAACACAACACUCCAGCCUUGAUUCAGAUAUCAACAGUUUUCCCCACUAAUGUUCUUCUGAUCCCACAUUGGAUUUAGUUGCCAUAUUUCCCUAUGCAUCUCUGGUCUAUGACGGUUUCUGCCUUUCCUUGUUUUUCAUGACCUUGUCAGUUUUGGUCUCUUUUCCUCUUUUAAUUGCUCCCAUUGAGAUGUGUGGACAAGCGGCAAAGAAGGAAGAAAUUCAAGGGAAUGGGCUCUGCACUCACUCAGGUGGCAGCUCAGGUGGGGGCAAUGUAAUGUGUUUUGGAGUUGGGCAUACUUAGGUUAGAAUCUGUUUCUUACUAGCUGUGUGACCUUCUGCAAAUUAAUUAACUUCCCUGAGCCCAGGGCUGUCAGAAUUAUAUCAGACUUACCUAUGUCAUAGACAAGGAAAUGGCUAAAAAGGAAAUCCAUCUUUGGAGGCAUGUAAGCCUUGACAUUGAGAAGUGCAGCCAAACCUAGAGGUGUGGCCAGGCACCCUGGUCCUGCAUUCAGGGACACUUGGGUCUGAAGCUCUUUCUCCUUUUCAUCACUGAGUGACCUGAGCAACUUACUUUACCUCUUUAAGCUUCAAUUAUUCCUCUGCUCAGACUUUUAAUUGAGACGAGAUGUAUGGAUGGCUUGGUAUGAAUAUCAAUUGGUGGUAGCUGUCACAAUGAAGCAGAACUGAGUAGAUUCUUAAUAAGCACAUCUAUUCCUGGGUCCCACACCGUUAAGUGGGAGGGUGUGUAUGUUAGGGGUGCUCUUUGCUACUGGGCCUCUCACUUGGCGGUCUUCCCUCUUCGGUGGGACAGCAUAUAUUUCCUGAUAUGUACACCCUCACUCUCCCAACUCUGUCUGAUUAUUCCAGAACUCAGGGGACUUGAGGAUGGAGGCUGCUGGAAGUGCUGGCUCUGGGAAUGUGCACUUCGUUCACCCUCCUCUAAGGGGUGUCUUCUCCCCAGAGAAGCAGAGACAAGUGACUGCUUAGGGGGUAGGGAUUCUCCCCAGCUGCCAUGGUGCAGGAUCAAGAAUAACAUGCGUGGCCAGGACUGCACAAUGGGGCUGCUUGGCUUGGCUUCCCAGUACAGACUGCGAGGCAGGUGAGAGGGAAGGAUGCUGUGCUUUCAAAACGAUUUCAAAGGUGAGAACCCAGCUGCCACUUCUAGUGCUGCCUUUGACUCCUUAUCCAGGGCAUCACACUAGCUUGAGGGAUGAGGCUCUUUGAGAUGAACUUCCAGACAGGGUAGGUGAGAGGAUGGUUGAAGUCACAUGGCUAAUGAGAAGACAGGCUAAUCCAUUGCUGUCCUUUUCUGUGAGAAAUCCAAGAGUUCCAGUAGGGGGCAGUGAUGUCUUCCUAAAUAGUGUAUCAUUGGUAAAGAAUGUAUUUAAUAUUAAUAGUUCUGAAUCAGACUAGGGUAGUGGCUUUCAAAUCCUUUUUUGUUGUUAUGUUGUUGUUGUUGUGGCCCACAGUAAGAAAUGCAUUUUAUAGUGUAUCCUCGUGUGCAUAUGUUUGUGCAUAUGCAACAACAUAGAGAAAUGCACUCAUACAUUCUGUUUUGUUCUAUUCAUUUUUAAAAACAUUCUAUUCUAGUUAAAAAAUAUCAGAUUUAUGACUCACCAAAUGAAUUUCUCACUCAUUAACCUGUAGUUUGAAAAGUGCUGACCUGGAGGGUGGUCUCUAAAAAAGUGCAGGAGGGCUCCAGCCUUUGUUCUUUUCUAUGUAUUAUUUGAUGGAUAUCUUACUUCUUUUUGAGACCAGAGAGUGUGUACAUCUCAAAAUAAAAAUAACAGUUGAGGUUAAUGUGUUUUAUGCAUUAAGUCUCAUGCAAAACCUUUGUGAUGACUCUCAUGUAAUCACACAACAUUUUGGUGUAGUUACUAUUAUUUUUAUCUCCACUGAGGUUUAGAGAAUUGAUGUGGCUUGUCUAAGUCCACAGUUAGUGGUGAUCGAGGUGAAAUUUGAAGUCAUGUCCUCUGAUGCUGGAGCUAGGAAAUGAAACCAUUAUAUUAUAUUGUGUUUCUGUCAGGUGACACAUCUCUGAGAGAAAUGCUAUCACUAAUAUGAUCAUGAAUAGAAGCAUUAGAUUAAAACUUGUUUCAUCAGCCUGAAAUACUGGGCUGAAAUCAACACAAUCAUUCUGGUGUAAUUGAAUCAAUCAAAAUUGGUUACUGUAGAACAGGAUUGGAGAGAACUGACUUUCCAGGAGGUCUUGAAAAAGAAAUACUGGUGUUAUUGUUGACCACAGUCAGGUAACUUAGCCUAGAAAAAAAGAGAGACUGUAUUUCCCAAAUGGAAAAUAGAAGGAGGAACAGAAAGCUUUGACCUAUAGUAGUGAUUGGUCAAAACAAAUUAUAAGAUCAGUAAGUUAUGUUUUGAAGAAGAUUCCAGGUUGGGAGUGAGGUGAAUGAGGGAAACUUGCAAGAGACUCCAGAGCCAAUCAUAGAAGACUAUGGACAUCUGAGGAAGGGAAGCAGCCAGGUGGAGUUUCGUGGGUCUCACCCAUCAUAGUACCCGUAGCUCCAAUGGUGGUAGCAGAAGGAAGAUCAUGAACAUGAGAGAAUAGCCUACUUUUGACAUCAUGGAAAAAGAUAUUAGGAACAUCCUUCUCAUCCAAAUAUGUGUUGCAAAACAAAUAGCCUGGGAAGAGCCCAUGUUCAUGUACAGAUGCUUUGUUUCUUAUGCAUAAAUGUUGGUAGUAGCGCUUUUUUUACUCACUUAGUAUUCAGGAAUGCUUAAUUAUCUACUUCCCUAACCUUCCAUUUUACUGUAUUUUUAUUUAGGGUCACACAUUUUACUGUUAUCUAUGAAAAGGAUUUUGAAAAUAGAUACCUCGCUUCUGUCUUUUAUUUUAACCUUCCAAAUCUAGCGGACCAUAGUUAAACAUGAUCUGUAUGACUCUCAACUACUUGAUCUUCCUUGCACGGGCCAAAUAUGUGUGAAGGUGACUUUUUUUGUUAUUGAACUUUCUUGCACAUAGAGAACUUCUGAUGUUUGUUCAUCUGGGGAUAUAUCUGACAUCUACUUCAUAGAGACAUUCAUAGGAAUGCCCCUGAAUUCUUUGAACAUUGUACCAGACAGCAAGCAGUGACAAUGGCUACAUCUGCUUUCCUCCUCAGGGGAGCUGCCACGGGCUAGGCUGAAAUAACAGCUGCAUGGUAAUCCUGGUGACCAAAAAGCUACUUAUUCAUAAAACAAAACAAAACUAACUUUUGUCUGUUCUAGAACAUGUAGCUUUGGGGCUGUAGUGGGUGGAGGGAAAGGAUAGCAAACAGAAAGAUUACUUGGAGGAUUUUCAUUUCCGGUUGUUUUACAGUCCUAAGAGCUUAUAUAAACUGAUAUUCUGAUCCUCUUCCAAGUCCUGUGGCAUUCUUUUCUUUCUUUCCAAGUUGUAUAAAGUCCAUCUGUCUGUUUCUCUCUCUCUCUCUCUUUCUCUCUUAUUUAGGCAGGGUCUCACUCUGUUGCCCAGGCUGGAGUGCAGUGGGGUGGCCAUGGUUCACUGCUACCUCGACCUUCUAGACUCAGGUGCUUGGGUGAUCCUCCCACUUCAGCCUCCCGAGUAGCUGGGACUACAGGCAUGUACAACCACUCCCAGCUAAUUUUUUUUUUUUGGUAGUUUUUGUAGAGAUGGGUUUCCACCAUGUUGCCCAUGCUAGUCUCAAACUCCUGGGCUCAAAUCAUCCACCCACCUCAGCCUUCCAAAGUGCUGGGGUAACAGGUGUGAGCCAUGGCACCCGGCCAGUUUGUCUCUUUUUUCUUUUUCCUCAUGUCCUAAGCAUCUCCCUUUUGCUUGUGCUCAUUUGUCCCUGUACUUUUCCUUCAAAGCACUUAUCAUAGUUUAAAAGUGUACUUUAUGUGAGUUUUUUUAUUUUAAUAAUCCAUGUGCACCACCUAGAUUAGAAGUUCCAUGAAAACAGGAAUCUUAUUUGGGUCACUCAGCUCUGUAUUUCCGGAGCCCAGCCCAGUGUCUGAUGCAUGGCAGGCUCUCAAUAAAGAUUUGUUGAAUGGGUGAAUAAAAAAAUAAAGGAAUGAAAUGUUGGACUUGGGUUUUGACCUUUAGGGAGAAAGUUUUAAAACUAUAAUAUAACUACUUAUUGCUCAUGAGUGAUUGAGAAAUCAGGUGAUAGGGCUGCUCACAUAUAUAGCAGGUAUUCAGCAAAAGUUUAUUGAGAAUAAUAAGCAUAAUUUUUGUUUGUUUAGAAAAAGUUGCUAUAGAUGUGGUAGGUCUUUUCUUAAUUUUCAAACAGAUAGUAGUUUGACCAGGGAUAAUCAUGGUCUUUUACUGAAGCUGUAAUGAUGGUUGUGCUAAGUAAUUUACCCACAGUAUAGGAUUUGAUCCUCCAAAUGAUCCUCCAAAGAAGGUGACCUUAUCUCCCCUUUUCAGGUGAUAGAAUCAAGGUUUAAAGUAUUUCAGAUGUUUGCAGAGAUUCAAAAUCACUUUUGUCUGACCUGGAAAAUCAGUGCUUUAUAUAAUUAUGUAAUUCUGAUACACGUUUUCUCUUUCAGAACUUAGGAUCUUCAAGAUAAAUAUUUCUCUUUUGAACAUUUGAAUGUUUCCCUUUGUCUUAAGGAAGGAGGGAUGAUAGAAAAUCUAGGGAGCAGGGACCUUGGCUUAUAUAAGCCUUAUUAGACCAAAUACCACAGGAAAUCCCUUCAGUGAUGAAUGUUCUAUGGAAUAAAGAUCCAGGGGAUAGGCAGUACCUUUAAGGUAUUUUGAGGCCUGAGUGGUCCAGAGUAUUGUUUCAUAAUCCCAAGUCUCUUUCCUUGGGAAAUCAUAAGUUCAUGGUAUUGCGGGAUGUGGAUGAAAACCUCAUCCUUGCCCUUGAGUAUCUGUCAGUCUGUUUGGGGGAGAUUGGAUGCAUAUAUGCAAGGCACUAGGAAGAAAAGUCUGAGUUUAGCUCCUUUGGGACAGAGGAGGCAGACGGUUAUCCAUCUAUUCAUCCAUCUAUUCAUCCAUCUAUUCAUCCAUCCAUUCAUCCAUCCAUCCAUCCAUCCAUCCAUCCAUCCAUCCAUUCAUCCAUCCAUCCAUCCAUCCACCCUUCCAUCCAUCCAUUCAUUUAUCCAACCAGCCAAUUAACCAACCAACCAACCAACCAACCAACCAACAAACCAACCAACCAUCUAACCACCCAACCACCCACAUACCCAACCAAUGAAUCAACCAACUAACCAAUAUUCAACACCUCUCAUGUGCUAAACUCACAAUCCAGUGAGCAAGAUAAUGACAGUCCCUGUCUUCAUAAGUCCUAUGGGCUCCAGGGCAAGUCAGAGUCCUCUGAUAAACUUACCUAUUAUUCUUACCAUCACAGCUUAGAUUUGAGCACUUUUACCUCAAACACUGUACUAAAGGUUAUACUCUUAUUAUAUCAUUGACUUCUCUUAAUUUCUCCUACCUGCAAGAAGUAAUUGCAUUGUAUAGUUAUUCACAUAACACAUGUGAAGAAAUGAGUUCAAAGAGGUUAAGAGAUUAAUCUUACCCAAAGUCCUGUAGAUAGAGAGUGGCAGCUUCAGGACACCAGUCCAAGCCUUAUCUAUAUUGCAAGUAUUGCAUAAAACCUCAGCUGAAAUUUUGAUAAAUUUUAUGGAACUUAAGCUAGAUAGAUCUUGUUCACCUGAACAUCCUGUCUGGGAUGCAUGGUAGUAGACUGAACAGCUCCACUGCUUAUGAAAUGUGUGACCUCAGGCAAGUUGUUAAGCUCUUGGUGCUUCAUGUUCAUCAUUGGCAAAUGGAGAUGAUAAUAGUACUUAUCUCAUGGGAUUGUUGUGUGGAUCAAAUGUGUGAAUAUAUGUAAAGUGCCUGGCCCAUGUUAUAUAAGUGUUGGCUAUUAUUGUUAUUGUGUUGACAGACAUUUCAGAAGAGUACUUGUUUGGGCGAAGAAGUUAAUGAACACUUCUUUGUUGAACCUGUGGGGUUAAGGCAUGCUUAGAGGAAUGUAAUCUGGGCUAGAUGCUUGGCUAUUCAAGUGAGCAUGUGACAGUGAUGGUCUCAGUCUGCCUCCCUUGUCAGAGCAUCAUCUGUAAAUGAUUGCCUCCAUCACUUACCAAGCACAGUCACAGGAAGUUGUGACCUCCCUUUAUUGGAACUGUCAUUUUGAACCUAUGUUUAGUCUGGCAGACAUUUUGACCUCCGUGAUAUAUUGCUGAGGGUGUUUUGACUCCAUGCUUAUAACUACAACAUUAAAAACACCAAUAAUGGCUGAAUUUUUAUCAAGAAAGUAUUUUCUUAAUUAAUGCUUACUCAAUCAUUUUUACUCCAAGAUAAAUGUUCAAUACAGAGCAGUUAAACCAUUUCUACCUUUUUCCAUCUUCUAUUUUAUCAAAAUCAUUUUAUGGAGAUGAAUUCUUUUGCAUUUGGAAUUUUACAAUGAUGGCUUAUAAUUUAUUGACAAUAAUUUAUUUGGGUCAAAUUUUAGCUUCUGCCACUGUAUUUUCCAUCGUAGUUUUAUUUCUACUAAGUCAAAUUUUCCUGGUUUAAAUUUGAUUGAUUUGAAUUUUAUUGGGAUAAUUUGAUUCCCCUGUGAAUGUUUGCUCAUUAACACAUUCUUUGUGUAGGUUAGCUGUUGUCAGUUUUAUUUUGAACUGAUUAUUUCAAUCAAAACGGUGAGGGACAAAUGCCUAAUCACCUUAAGCGUCUGUGGAAGCCAGGAGUGAGGCCAGGUAAAGGCAGCCCAGACCAGAUCUAAAUGAAACGCUGUGGGCUAAGUUUUCAUUCACAGAAGAUGGGCAGAGUGGCAGAUCAGGGGUAACUAUCAAUGAUACAAACUUCAAGGAAAUGAUGAGAUACAGAGGACCAAAGUUAAAGUCAAUGAUAUAUGUGAAGCAUGAUGAUUUUCCAAGCCAUACCCAAACCCUAUGAGCUGUGCAUGUUAUACCCAGCAGUUUAAUCCUGGAAGACUCUUGGUGCAUGUUGCAGGGAUGAGUUAGCUCAGUGUGAUGUAGUUAAAGAGCAGUGGGAUUGGGGUCAGGUGAUCUGGGGUCUGAACCUAGUUCUGUCACUCCUUGUGUAUACUGGGACAAGUCCAUCUCCCACCUGAGGUCUCAGUUUUACCAACUGUCAAAAGAUUGCUCUAAAAGUUCAUAGACCCCUUCGAAAAUCUGAAAAAAAAAACCAAUGAAAUCUCUUCUUGGAAUUAUGUAUACACACCCAUACACAUACUUUUAAAGGCCUCAUGGACCCUUUAAUGCACGCCCAAGGAUGAUGAGUUAAAAACCUCAGUCUCUGUAAUCUGUCAGGACCUGUCCAGGGUUGACAUGCUAGGGCUUAGGUAGGUGUUAUAUAUGUAUCCUCCAGGUGAUGCCUGAGAACUGACAUACAUACUGCUUAUGGAUAAAAAUGGAGACAUCCAGAAAAGCAGGAUCUGGAACCCUUUGUAUGCAUUGUUGGUUUCUUAGUGUUUUCAUUAAUAUUAUGAAUGGUUAAGAGCAUAAACCUUGGGAUUAUGCUACCUGGGUAAAAAUCCCCACUGUGUGCAUGACCUUGGGCAAGGCACUUAACCAUUCUGGGCCUCCAUUUCUGCAUCUGUAAUAUGGAAGUAUUAAUGAUAACAACUUCAUAGGGCUGUUGGAUGAAACAGCUAAAUGUUCAAUUGUUACCUCUUAUUACCUAGUGAUUGAAUUCAUGUUCUGAUAAUUUUAUGUCAUACAAAGUGGCAGCUGGUGGGCUUUGGAGACCCUCUAGCUCAGCUCUGUUGUUAUUAUAUGAAAAGUGAACCAGAAAAGGGAAAGCCUUACCCAUGGUCACCCAACACAUGUUAGGGUUGCUCUCUGACACUCCCCUUAGACACCAGGAAAGUUGAGCCACCAUGACAUCAUCAGCAUACCAGCUUCCAGUGCAAGAGGAGGCUCACCUCCAUGGAUAAAGUCCCAUGUGAUGAUCUGCCAUAUUUGUAGAGUUCUCUGACACCAGCUGUUUCUGUUGUGAGUAUAGAGUGAUUCAGGGCAGGUUGGACACCAGUGAGUAUAAUUUCUACAAAAUCAGUUUGCAAGAGCCUCUCAUUCUACCUGGAAAUUAGUCACACUGAUUCUAAUUACAAGGCUUUUGUGACCCCAGCUGACUGGCCACCCCUCCCAGAGCAAGCAUUUCAACCACCCAGCUGCAAUGUCUGGAGACUACUUGAUGUUACUACCACUAAAAGAACUGGAGCUCCUGGGGGAAACCCUUCAGAUAUAACCACUGUAUUAUCUGACAGAAAGCAAAAGCUAAGGUGGAAGCCCACUCAAGAAACUUCCAAAGACUCCUGGGUCCUGGGAAAUACAGGAUGAGCCCAUAUGGCUAAAGUUAGCUUUGUUGUUGAGGGAACUGUAGAUUUAAUUGCUGGCUGGAUGGUUUGUGUUGCUACUCCCCACAAAGAAAUUGACCCUCUUCUUCAGAGCACAGCAAGGGGUACACAUUACCCUACUGAAAGCACCUUCUUUGCCCUGCUGGUUUCAGCUGCAGGAAGUACAUUCUUGCAGUAUAUUCACUCUCACAUCCAAUGUGGUAUAUGGGUAAAAGCUUUUGUAUAGAGAAGAAAAAGUCCUCUACAUAUGUUAAUUUCUACCCCAUGUGUAGUUAUUGGUCUUUUGCUGUGAAUGUUCCUGGUGUUUUAAAGGGUCAUAUUAAAUGUUUUGGGGCUUCUGAGGGAUUGGGGUUUUGAAAGUCCCCUGGAAAAUGUCAACAGAUGUUCAACAAGUGAUCUAAUUCUGGGUUUUGGGAAAUGAAGUUUGUGAACUUGGCUGGGACCUCAGGGCUUGGAGUCAGAUAGCUUUGGGACCUUGGAGACAUGACUUAACCUCUCUGGGUCUCAGUUUUCUCACCUGUCAAAUGGGUUAUCCCAGAACUUGCCUUAUAGAAUUGCUGUGAAAAUUAAAAGAGAUAAUGUACUUAGAAUACUUAACUCAGGGCCUUGCUUAUUGCAAAUAUUUAAUAUAUAAUUGCUAUUAUAUUUUGUAUCCUGUAUACUCUAUAAUAAAUAACACAGCUAAUGUUUACUGAGCAUUUAUGGUGUAUAAAGCAUUGGAUUAAAUUCUUUGAA
Messenger RNA from Pan troglodytes (chimpanzee), 18147 nucleotides. It is a transcript of the gene SH3TC2, whose product is annotated as SH3 domain and tetratricopeptide repeats 2. Gene Ontology annotation, biological process: regulation of ERBB signaling pathway; regulation of intracellular protein transport. The transcript is spliced from 17 exons. Gene Ontology annotation, molecular function: protein binding. The coding region runs from base 534 to 4133 and encodes 1199 amino acids. The record is from RefSeq and is a predicted model, not a curated record. Lineage: Eukaryota; Metazoa; Chordata; Mammalia; Primates; Hominidae.